Molecule: messenger RNA, 891 nt
Organism: Durusdinium trenchii
Lineage: Eukaryota; Dinophyceae; Suessiales; Symbiodiniaceae
Source: the annotation of a GenBank genome assembly
AUGCCGAUAGACCGAGAAGGCACGGAGCUUUCACCAGUUGGUGAGUCGAUUUCUGCGGAGCGCAGUCCUUGGAGCUUUGCCCGUUUUCCUGGUCUGGUGAUGGCCGAUGGUCCCUCGGCGCAGGGUGCUGUGCAAUUGAAAGAAUCUGAGGAAAAGAUGAACCUGGAAUCCUUCCUCAACUAUGUGGCUUUUAACAAGAAGGCCCAAGUGCAAGUUCUAGACCUCUCGGAAGCCAAUGCCGAAAAAGCCAAUGCAGAGGCGCAGAUGGUCUUGCGGGGAGCCUUGAACUUCAAGCGCGUGGAUGUCGCAAAGGAACUCUACGAGCAGUUGGCUGCUGCCAAUGUCGAUAUUUUCUCAGCAACUUUUUCAUUGAUGAUCGAGGCUAGUGUGCUGGCGAAGGAUUUGAAGACCUCUAGCGACUUCCUGAUGAAGAUGGAAUCUUCUGGUCACAGUCCAAGCAGUGAACUAUUGGACAAGGUGUUGGACCUCUACUCCAACCAGAAGACCCAGCGGGAGCAGGUGAAGAACAAAUCAUCCAACAAGGAGGAUGAGAUCAUUAGUGGCGCGACAGAGAAGGAGGUGAUCCUUCCAAGACAGAAACUGAAAUCAGACGCUCGGAUUUUUGUGCCCAGCUUCGGCAUCCCACCACCUCCUCCAAAGCCAAAGCGUGAAGAGAGUCCGGUCGAGGCUGAUUCGCAGCGGACAAAGCUAAUGGCCACUGCCAAACCUUUUGAACCGGGCACGUGGAUGCUAGAUGUUCCGCAGGAGGACUUCAUGACAGGGCAAGAGGUGUAUGAAGGAGGAAAACAAACUUAUCCAAGAAACGGCAAAAAAGAAGAAGCAAAAAAGAUGUGGAAGCCCAAGGCUCCAGCAUGUGCCCCAAUGGAUUGA